UUAUAUCUAUGGAUUUGUCCGUGUUUGAGCGGCGUGAGGGCGUGGCUUCGUUAUCAAACUUGUGUGUACUUGUUUGCAAAAUUGAAAAUUUUGUAAAAGCGCAAAAUUCAUUUUCAUUUAUUCAAAUUUUAUUCAAAUGAACGUUGAAUUUCAAGUUGAAUUUUCAUUUUCAGCCUUCUUACUUCUUAUUCUUCAAAAAAAUGCAUAAGAUUCACUGCUCCAAUUCAUCAACUCCAUUUCCCUCAAACCAAAUAGCGACUCCUUAUGGAGCCCACCCAAGAACUGCGGUCCAAGACACCAUCACCGGCUGUGUCACCGGCAUAUCGGACGUGCUGUCAACACAUCCAUUAUGGACGUUGAAAACUCUCACUCAAGAUGGCCUGAAAUCCAAAGGUAUCGCUCGCCUCCUGCGAACUAAUCCAUUAAUCUUAUACAACGGAGUAUUCGCGCACUCGAUGAGUAUGAUACCCAUAACAACUGUUCGAGUUUUCCUUAGCAGCACUUUCGAGAAAUGUUUAGGUGACCGGAAUACCCCAGCGACACAUCUGCUCACUACCGGAAUAGCUGGCGGUCUGAGUUCACUCAUAAGUACACCGACCGAACUCGGUCGAACGAUUAAAUUAAAAUCUACCACGCUCCAGAAAGAAGGCCACGUUUUGACGCAUUCGUUUCAAGAUACUUCUCAAAUAAUGAAAAAAGUCUGGCAAACCGAAGGUCAUAUUCGUUUAUUGAAUGGGUUUUCAUCAAUUGCUCUUCGAGACGGUAUCUAUACGGCGGCUUUUUUCUCCGGCGCUAGAUUAUUUAAAAAGGUCAUAAAUCCGUACUUUGAGAAUGAAGUUGUUAAAAGCAUCGUUGCAUAUUCUACCGUCAGUAUUUUCGCCUCAUUUAUUAAUCAUCCUUUUGAUGUAAUAAAAACCAGACAGCAUGUGGCCUUCACAACGUACUGGCAAUUGAAGAAAACCAAUUUGAACGACUCUAAGUUUCUCAAAGCUACUGUUGCUCUUUAUAGAGAAAAAGGCGUUGCUGGAUUUUGGCUCGGAUAUCCUGCCAGGGGAAUGAGGUUUUUAAUUGGUUUGGUGGUGAAAGCUUCGGUUUUGGAGCAAAUGGAAUAUUUUUGGGGUAUUUAUAAUCAACGUGUUGAUUAAAGUAUUGAUGUACAUUGUACCUACCAUAUACUAUGAAUAAAUCUGUGAUAUUGUUGUUUUAA
Messenger RNA from Planococcus citri (citrus mealybug), 1207 nucleotides. RefSeq lists its product as uncharacterized. Lineage: Eukaryota; Metazoa; Arthropoda; Insecta; Hemiptera; Pseudococcidae. Gene Ontology annotation, biological process: mitochondrial citrate transmembrane transport. The record is from RefSeq and is a predicted model, not a curated record. Gene Ontology annotation, cellular component: mitochondrion. The coding region runs from base 201 to 1145 and encodes 314 amino acids. The transcript is spliced from 2 exons. Gene Ontology annotation, molecular function: citrate secondary active transmembrane transporter activity.